UCUAUUCUUCGUCGAUGAAAAUAGGGGACCUCCAAUGCCAUCUUCUUCUCUCUAUGUUCAGUCUCAGAUCAUAGGAAGAAAUUAGGAGAGAGAGAGAGAGAGAGAGAGAGAGAGAGAGAGAGAGAGAGAGAGAGAGAGAGAGAGAGAAAUGGACAUAAUAUCGCAGUUGCAGGAACAAGUGAAUUCGAUAGCUGCUUUGACCUUCAACACCUUUGGGACACUGCAAAGGGACGCUACUCCAGUCAAACUCUCUCCCAAUUACCCUGACCCGCCUCCUGCUCCGGUUCCGCCUCCUGACGAUGCUAUCAAGUUCGAAGACCAACCCAAGCUCAUGAGCGCCGCUCUCGUCAAGGCUGCUAAACAGUUUGAUGCUUUGGUGGCAGCACUUCCGUUGUCAGAUGGAGGUGAAGAAGCGCAGCUGAAAAGGAUUGAAGAACUUCAGGCUGAAAAUGAUGCUGUGGGUCAAGAACUCCAGAGGCAACUAGAAGCUGCAGAGAAUGAACUAAGGCAAGUGCAGGAAUUGUACAGCCAAGCGGCAGAUAAUUGUCUGAAUUUAAAGAAACCAGAUUAAGUAGCAACUGAAGAGACACUCCUUUUCACAUUUUCUUGUAUUGAUUCCUUAUUUACUAUCUUUAAUCUAUCUAGUUUUAGCAGUGUGGGAUGGAUGCCUCAAUGUAGGAUGGCUGUACAAUUUGGAGUAACCAAGUAUAACAAAUUUAUAAUUUCACCACCA
Molecule: messenger RNA, 733 nt
Organism: Cannabis sativa
Lineage: Eukaryota; Viridiplantae; Streptophyta; Magnoliopsida; Rosales; Cannabaceae
Product: mediator of RNA polymerase II transcription subunit 21
Exons: 4
Coding region: 149-571 (140 amino acids)
Biological process (GO): regulation of transcription by RNA polymerase II
Cellular component (GO): mediator complex
Molecular function (GO): transcription coregulator activity
Source: RefSeq, a predicted model, not a curated record